Messenger RNA from Girardinichthys multiradiatus, 7985 nucleotides. It is a transcript of the gene adamtsl3, whose product is annotated as ADAMTS-like 3. Gene Ontology annotation, molecular function: metalloendopeptidase activity. Gene Ontology annotation, biological process: extracellular matrix organization. Lineage: Eukaryota; Metazoa; Chordata; Actinopteri; Cyprinodontiformes; Goodeidae. Gene Ontology annotation, cellular component: extracellular matrix. The record is from RefSeq and is a predicted model, not a curated record. The transcript is spliced from 26 exons. Bases 288 to 4850 code for a protein of 1520 amino acids.
CCCUGACGCACGCCUGGCAUGCAAACAUAAAUUUAGCAGCAACGUGUUUGCUGUUAAGGGGAACCAAAUAUCUGGAAACGUCCGUGGAGAGUCAUGUCGUCUCCGUCCUGUCUUGGCUGACUUUCACCUUUUCCUCCUCCGCUUGGGAACCGGAGCCGGAGCUCAGCAGAGCAGAGCAGAGCGGAGCGGAGAGGACCGGACCGCUUUCUGGUUCUGAACAGAGAGCGGGCACAUUCAGAGGCGUCACUCAGCAGUUUGAAAUUACUCUGAGUCUGUUUGCGGCCGAGAUGAUGACUUGCAACAGUUUGUGGACGGCUGGACUGCUUCUCCUCGCGGUGUGCGUGAAGGUCGCUGUGUGGGCUGGUGAAGGGGACGCCGUCUUUAUCAGGGAAUUCACUCUGAUCCGAAGAGAUCACCUUUCAGAAGAGCCCCUCCCUGGUGGCGGCCAUAAACCAGAUGAUCCAAACUCAAGGACGGCCAGAUCGGAGGAAGAUAGGGACACGCUGUGGGAUGCCUGGGGCUCAUGGAGCGAGUGUUCUCGUACGUGUGGCGGAGGAGCCUCAUAUUCAUUAAGACGAUGUCUGAGCUCCAGAAUCUGUGAAGGGCAGAAUAUCAAAUAUCGCACAUGCAGUAAUGUGGACUGCCCUCCGGAUGCUGGGGACUUCCGGGCUCAGCAGUGUUCAGCUCACGCAGAUGUUCGAUACCAGGGAGAGUUCCAUGACUGGCUACCUGUUUAUAACGAUCCAGAAAACCCUUGCUCUCUCAAGUGUAAAGCCAAGGGCUCGGGCCUUGUGGUGGAGCUGGCGCCUAAAGUGCUGGACGGAACACGCUGUUAUACCGAGUCUUUGGACAUGUGCAUCAGCGGAGUCUGCCAGAUUGUAGGAUGUGAUCAUGAACUGGGAAGCACAUCGAAGGAGGACAACUGCGGCAUCUGCAACGGAGACGGCUCAUCCUGCAGAUUGGUGCGAGGUCAUUACAAAUCCCAGCAUGUUUCAGGGAAAACUGAGGACACGGUGGUAAUCAUUCCAUAUCAGAGCCGUCAUGUACGUCUGGUCCUAAAAGGCCCGGAUCACUUGUAUGUGGAGGGUAAAACCCUACAAGGGGUAAGAACUGAAGUGAUGUUGGACCGAUCUGGGCAGUACCACCUGGAGAACACCACCAUGGAUUUUCAGAAGCUUUCAGAUAAAGAAAUCCUCAGAAUGAUUGGUCCUCUUGGAGCUGACUUCACCAUCAAAAUACAGUUUGCCAGUGAAGCAGACAGUGUGAUCCAGUACAUCUACUAUCAGCCCAUCAUCCACCGCUGGAGAGAGACUGACUUUUUCCCUUGCUCUGUCACUUGUGGUGGAGGUUACCAGCUAACAUCCGCAGAGUGCUAUGAUAUACGAACUGGUCGGGUGGUGGUGGACCAGUAUUGCCAUUACUACCCUGAAAAUGUUAAACCCAAACCCAAGCUGCAGGAGUGCAACAUGGAACCUUGCUUGGACAGUGAUGGUUACAAAGAAAUUAUGCCAUAUGACCUCUACCACCCCUUGCCUCGCUGGGAAAGCAGCCCCUGGACAUCUUGCUCCACCUCCUGUGGCGGCGGCGGCAUCCAGAGUCGCUCUGUGACAUGUGUGGAGGAAGACAUGCAGGGUAACAUGACCCCCACCGAAGAGUGGAAGUGUCUCUAUUCUCCAAAGACGGCAAUCCUGCAGCCCUGCAACGCUUUCAGCUGUCCAACCUGGGUGGCACAGGAAUGGUCGCCUUGCACAGUGACCUGUGGGCAGGGUCUGCGGUACAGGGUGGUUUUAUGCAUCGAUCACAGAGGGCUCCACGCCGGAGGCUGCAACCCCACCACCAAACCCCACAUCAAGGAGGAGUGUCUGGUUACUGUGCCCUGCUACAAAGCCAUAGACACGCCACCUAUUGAGGCGAAACCUGUCUGGCAAAAACAGGCCAUUGAGCUGGAGGAGGAAGUGACAGCGACCGAGGAACCAACCUUCAUUACUGGUCCCUGGCAGCCCUGCAGCAGAACGUGCGGUGCCGGGACCCAGCAGCGGGCGGUCAAGUGCCAGGUGUUGCUGUCUUUCUCCCAGACCGUUGUGGACCUGUCUGACGAUGAGUGCGAGGGGAAAAAACCCCCACCAGUCCAGCUGUGUUAUCGCAAACCCUGCUCAGGAGGGCCUGGCGAAGGGGAUAAAAGUGAAGAAGAGGAGGAGCCGCCACGAGGGGGGGACCUACUUGACUGGGAGCAUGAGGGCUAUACAGCAUGCUCGGAGAGUUGUGGAGGAGGUGUGCAUGAAGCCGUUAUUAUUUGCCUGAACAAGCAGACCAGGGAGGCAGCAGACCAAAGCCUGUGUGUGAGCUCACGUCGGCCACCUCCACUCCUCCAGGACUGUAAUACCCACCCCUGCCCACCGAGGUGGCAAACAGGGGAGUGGAGUUUAUGCUCUGCCACUUGUGGUGUUGGUCUGAUGACGCGGACUGUAAUAUGCACUCAUCAGCCCUCUCCAGACAGCAACUACUCUACAGUGUUGAAAGAUGAACUGUGUCAGAAGCCCAAACCAAGUCCUUUCCAAGCCUGUAACCGUUUUGACUGCCCUCCUACAUGGGACAGCGGGGACUGGAGCCAGUGCUCCCAGACUUGUGGUGGUGGAGUUCAGAAAAGGAAAUUGUUUUGCAAACAGAGGCUGGCAGAUGGCAGUAUCCUUGAACUUCCCGACACCUUUUGUCCAUCCAGGACUCCUGCAAACCAGCGCCCAUGUGGCAGGCCAGACUGCUCACCUCAGUGGGUCACGGCUGACUGGUCUCAGUGUUCAGUAACAUGUGGAAAUGGCAUUCAGACUCUGCAAGCUGUUUGCAGAAGGCAGGCAGAGAAUGGGCAAUAUGAUAUUACUAACUCGACGAACUGUUCCAUGAUAACCCGUCUCAUGAGGAUCCGCUCAUGCUUUCUCAGGCACUGUGAAGUUUCCCCGAAGACUGAUGUCACCAUACUUGCCCAGAGGAAGGUCUACAUUCAGUGGAAGAAGUCUAAAAAGGUGCAGCUGGCUGUCAGUGGUUAUGCAUACCUCAUGCCCUGGACAACGUUAAUCCUUCGCUGCCCAACACACAACAUCAGUAAGGGCCACAUUCAGUGGCUUAAAGAAGGUAAACCCUUGGUGAACCAUCCUCAGUUUUCCAUAAAAUCCCAAGGGUAUUUGAAGAUUCAGCAAGUUCAUCCAACUGACGCUGGAAUCUACACGUGCACUGCAGGCUCUGCACGAGAACAUUUUGUCUUACACAUCCUUGGCAGCAAGAAGAAACUAACCAUUCCAGAGCCGUGGCUGAUUGAAAGUGGGCAACACAAAACUGGGCUUCAAGAUAAAACCUCAACCAGAGGAACUUUUCAGGAAUUACCCAUACCCCUCAACAAAUAUGACAAUGUUGUGGAACAUUUGCUGGAGCUUAAAGGUUAUUACUACAAUAAAAAAUACCUUGCUGACAAACCUUACUCAAGUGAAAAGAACAAGUUGACUCUGGAGAAUAAAAGGACAAAUGCAGAAUCUCCAGCCCGGGCUGUACUUGUUACCGAUAGCACCAAGUUAGAUGAGAUCAUGCACAACCUUUCUGAAGGCUUUGGGGGAACACAGGGGGAAUAUUUUAUCAUGCAGUUCCUCAGUGAACUUGCAAUGACGCAAGGAGAUGUCAAUGAAUCUACCGUUCACCCACCAGAUGGCAGAGAAUCUUCCACAGACAGACCACUCCUUCAUAAGCCAAAUCUCAAAACCCACACUUCAAGAGCUGGGAGUCCAGAGAUUAUCCAGCAGCCUAAGAAAGUCAUUGUAGCGCCUCAGUCUAAAGUUGUUGUUCAUGUUGGGACACCAGUUUUUCUGCAGAAACCAGUUGCUUCUUUGGAGCUGAGGUGUCACCCCAUCAGGGACGCUCGACCAGCUAUAAUGUGGACAAAAAAUGGAAAUCCAUUGCAUUUUGAUGGCAGAGUUGGGGUUUCAGCCUCCGGGUCACUGAGGAUCCAGUUUCCUGGUAAAGGAGAUGAGGGACUGUACACCUGUACUGCCAAAACUCAUCAUGGAAGUACAUCUUUGUCAUCUUGGCUGCGGAUUACAAGUAGUAAAGGAAGAAGCUGUUUCCAUGGUAACAGCACUGACCAACCUUGUGUUGAGGAGACAAACAGCAGUCAGUCAGCCGAGCUUUGCAGAGGACAAGCCUGCCCCCUCAGCUGGGUUAGAUGGCGAGUGGAUGCCUGGGGCCCAUGCUCGGCCUCUUGUGGAGGGGGAUCCCAGUCUAGAAGUGUUCAUUGCAUGAUGGGUCCCGAGAGCAGUUUAAGAGAAGUGCAAAGCAGGCAUUGCCUGGGAAAAGGAAAGGAACCAUCUAAUACCAGAUUAUGCAAGAUUUUGCCCUGUGCCAGAUGGGUCACAAGCUCUUGGGGACUGUGUCAUGGCCGAUGUGUGGGUGCCAGUUUGGCUAUGCAGCAUCGGCACGUUCACUGCAAAGACACAAAUGGUACCCAAGUUUCAUACAGGAUGUGCCGUGGUCUCAGGAGGCCCAGCUCAGUGAAAAAUUGCUCCACAGAUGCAUGCUCCAUUUACUGGCACGUAGGGCCAUGGACACAGUGCACGGCCACCUGUGGCCGACACGGUUUUCAGUCCCGUCAGGUGACCUGCAAACACCAUCGAACAGGCAGGACGACACGAGAACACCACUGCAUGUGGAGACCUCGGCCUACCAGCUGGCAGCGCUGCAAUAUGCGGUAUUGUGGCAGAGCAGAGGAGUGCCGUGACAGCACAAGGUACUGCGAGAGGGUCCGCCAACUGGAGCUCUGCCCGCUGCCCCAGUUCAAGAGUCGCUGCUGCCACUCCUGCACGAAAACCUGAGGGCCGAGAGACGUGGGACAAGGGUUGGAAAGCUUGGAUGGGACCUAGCGGGAAAAUUUGACACCCCAACUAUCUCUUCUGUGGUCUGUCUCAGAUUAGGUUGCUGAGUGGGGGAGGAAUAUUUGUCUCAUGCCCACAGUGGGUAUGAUUAAUCCUGCUUGAGGAUGUCAUGUGUUGGUUUGAAUUUGAAAGUGACCUUAUGAAAAAGUGGAGGCCUUAAAUUAAGGAUUCGGUUUCAAUUCUUUCUUUUUGGUCUGUUUUAAGUUAACACGAACAGAUUUUCUUUCCAAGUUGUGCAAACCUGAGAUGAGGAACCACUGUGAAUAAUAGAAACAGCAGGUGACAGCAAGGGGAACUACAGACAGUGAUGCACUGACUAAGGACCCACACACCUACCCAGUGAUUAAACUGGUGUCAUUUUAGAACUUCUCUAAACUGCACCAAAGACAUGGUAAUAUGACACAUUUAGAGGAACAACCAAUUUUGCCCAACAAUAUAUUUAUAGUUAACUAUUCUUUUGUCCUCAUUUCCAAAAAUGAUCAGUAAACCCCUAAACCUAUAAAAACAGCUGGAACAGCUGUGUGUUUGUUUUUAUUUAAGUGGCCUACAGUCUUGUCAACUAAAUUGGAGGAAACUUUUGUUUAAAACAAAAACAUUGUGAUGCUUCCAAUAAAUUGGCAAAGAAACUAAUAUAUCAAAAUAUAAUUAGUUUCAGCCAUCUGGGAAAUAAAUUAUAGCCCUUUCCAUGGUUUUGAGUGACCAUCUGUUAGCAGGAUUGCAGGUUUAUUAACCAAAGUUCCUGUAAAAUAGAAAGUACAACAGUGUAAAUAGAACCCCUGCAGAGGUUUGCACUAGGGGAGAUGUAUGUGACUGAAUGUUUUUCAAGAAACAAAAUACAUGUAUUUUGCACUAAUAACUCAUCAAAGUCAUUGUUAAAAACAUGGCUUGCAGAGUUUUUUUUUCUUCAUUUCGUUUCUAAAGUAGAUUGUUUAUAUAUUUUCCUGAAACAUUGUUCAAAAUGUCCUUUUAACCACUAACAUGUUGCUCAUGUAAACAAAGAGGUUUCCUACUUCCAGCACCUUCCAUUUCUGUUGGGUACCAUGGAAAAGAUGCAUGAAAGGUUUUCAAAAAUCUUUAAUUCCAGUAGCAUAAUCUUAACUGAAAGUAAAAGCAGACUUUUAAUUUAAUUUGAUUUUUGUUUCCCUGAGGCAUAAAAAAUUUGCGAUACAGACUUAUAUCUAAUGGGCACUUUUCAAAAUGGGAAGGGCAAGAAAACAUGCCAUUCAAGUAAGGCAGAUGUGUGUUGAUCUGAAUAAGUCAGGAAAAAUCUACAAAAACUCUAAGCCGUAUACAAACAGCUACUGCUACUUGCUCCUAUCAACAAUCCGAGCAAUAAUUAAAUAACUGAUUUAAAUUUAAAGUAUCUGGAAACACUACAUUGCGAGAAGUACUGAGACACCCCUCAAAAUGCAAAUGUUUUGAGACCGAGGUGAGGUCAGUGGCCCUAAACAUACAGCCAGGGGCUACGGUGGGUUGGUUUAGAUCAAAGCAUAUUAAUGUGUUAGAAUGGUAGGGUUGUAGUCAAGAUCCCCUAACUCAAGACCAAGUCAAAACCAAGAGCAAGACCAAAACAAGUGCAAAAUUCUGAGCGAGUCGAGUCCAAGACCUAGUCAAACCCAAUGAGAGACCAUUUUCAAGACCUUUGCUGUAAUUAUAGUAAUGCAAUUGUUGCUGCAAACAUUGUAAGAAAUUCAACCUUUUCCAGGUCAUUUGCAAGCUAAUCUAUAGCAGUGCUCCAGACUGACUGGUUGCAUUGGUGUGUAAAUUAGGUGCACUGCCACAAUAUUUAGAUGAACCCAAACUUGUAAGUAACCCUCAACUACAUGUCAACUGUUCAAUAAAUGUGACAAGCUGGUCACAAGUUGAACAGACAAGCCAGACACCUCUAGAAGCAGAUAUAUCAGCCAAACAUAAACAUGACUUGACAUUAGCUGCAGAGAGUGAAGGUGACAGGUGGAGGUGGAGGACUUUACUCACUUAGGAUCCCUAUUUUCCUGUGUGUUUUGCAGUCAGAAAAACAUUCAUGUACUGACAGUGGAAAAUAUUUCUCCCUCUUGUUUUCACAUCCCUCUCAUCUCACCCUCUGCAUGUAGGGACAGAGAGGAAAGCUUUGAAACUAUUAAAGUUAAGACUUAAUAGGUUGCACUUAAAUGCAGCUAUGGUUUUCCCAGUAGGUUGCAAUUGCUCUUGAUAUCAAAAUGAUCAUGAGACUAAGGCUAAGACUAAAUCAAGGCUUUGAAAAUGUAGUCUCAGGACUGGUCUUGUGUUGAAACCAAUACCAUUCUGGAGUACCCCCCGCUAUAGGAUGGGUCAGUCAAAGUCCAGACCUAAAUCAAAUUUAGAAUCUAUAGAAAGACUUGAAAACUCAGCUUCACAUAUGUUCUACAACCAAUCUGACUGAGCUCAAGAGACAUAGUACAGUCAUACUCAACAAGAUUUACAGUGAAUGAAUGCUCCAACGCCAAACCUUUCGGGUUUAGAUUAAGCAACUGCAUGUCAUAAAAGUUCAUACUGUCUGACCGAUUUAAAUUUUUCUGAAAAAUGUCUGACAUUUGUUAUCUCUUCGAAAUGCUUAAUCAGGUUUCACUUUUAGUUUGUGGACAUUUAAAAACAAUGCCAUAUUCACAUCAGUAAUGUGAAGUGUUGCUGGUUAUUACUAAAGGGAAUUUGUAGAAAUUCGUACUCGUACUCGUCGUCUUCCGCUUAUCCGGGAAAUUGUUAACCAUAGUCUCAUUAUAGUGCUUGAUAGGCAAGGUUUGCACUUUUAGCUCACGAUUUAUCGUCUUCAGGUGCUCAGCAGGAACAGCUGGGUCUUUGAAUGAGGUGUGGAUAUUUUUUUAUAAAACGAGAAAAUGUCACUAAAUGUUGCUCAUGGUCUUAAGUUGUGUACAUAUUUGUUUUGUUUUCAUUUUUUAUUAUUUAUUUUAAUAAAUGUUUAUCUCAAGUUUUGAUUUACUCUGAUCUACUCCCACUGUUUGUAUUCUUCUGCAUGCAGUGGAGGUGUGGGGGGGCCUCUGCUGGUGGCUCUGUUACGAUUUUGUUGCAAAAUAAAACUAAAUAUUUUCCUUUUUAAAA